Molecule: messenger RNA, 9253 nt
Organism: Vitrella brassicaformis
Lineage: Eukaryota; Vitrellaceae
Source: the annotation of a GenBank genome assembly
AGCCUGCCUGCCUGCCUGCCUGUCGGCAUCCAUGAUCCAUCCAUCCAUCUGUCGAAGGCCGUCCGUCUACCAAGUUAUUCACAUCACAGACAUGCAGCUCACUCGCGUCAGAAGACGAAAAAACCGGCAUGUACAUCGGGGGAGGGAGGAGGGAGGGAGGGGGAGAGGGGCUGGGGUGGGUCAAUCUUCAUCUUGAGGAUAGCCUGAACGCCGAUGAGGCCGCCGUGUCGUCAUCGUCGUCGUCGUCGCGAUCGACCAGACCGAAAUUCUCCUCGGUCGUCACCUUCACAAAGACAAACGACAGCAGGUACAUUUGAUACCACCCACUUGUUGAUGCGUCUACCGGUGUGUAUCUGUAUGCGUGUCGUGUGGUCAUCUUGAUCUCGGCCGCCCGCCACGCGAUGAGCAGCAGGAUCGCGACCACACUCAGAACAAAAGACCACCCCAACACGCCCCACGCACCCAUACCCGUCCUGACAACAACAACAUUCACACCACCACACACAUAAUCAAUGCCCCCAGUGUCACAAUCUUUCUCCCGAAUGGACCUGACCUCAUUCUAGAGUCUGCCGGUAUUGGGUCGCACAUGCCGGUGACGGGGUUGAUGACGAACCCCUCCCCACAGUGGAUCUCCUGCUCAGCCUUGAUGCUCACACCACCAGCCUCACCCAGCCCCGGCAGCCUAUCCUGACCGCCGACGGGCUCAUGCACUAUCACGGGAGGGGGAGGGGGCGGCGGUGGGGCGGCUGGUGGGAAGGCCGGCGGCCUCCUCGGCUCGUCCUGUUUCCCCCAUCCUCCUCCUGCUGCUCCUGGCUGCUCCAUGUAGACCUCGCCCGGCCGACCUGGACCCCUGUCGCCGGUUGUGGUGCCUCUACCGGAUGAUGACUCGGAUGAGACGCUCCCAGGAGCACCCCCUGGCGGCCUGAUCGAUCACACACACACGGAGGAGAACAACGGACAUGAUGCGUCUGUCGUCUGUCAUUAAUGUCUAGAUGGCUGUCUGUCUGUCUGUCUCACCGGGCGCCCUGUUGAGUGUGCCAUCCGUCGCCGAGCAUCGACGCUGACCAUGCAGAAGGAACAGGGGGGCCGCCGGUCCACGGGAGCUUGUCUGGGAAGUCGGGCGUGGUGGCGAUUCUGUAAGUGAUGGGCUCCUCUAUCACGUAGGGCCGCCCAGUGCCCUCUGACACAAAUCCCUGCGUGUCAAAGCCGACAGAAUGCAUCCCCGGGGUCUGCCUGUCAUGUGUGUGUUGUGCGCUUACGUCGCUGAGUGUGAGAGUAACGGUAGGUGCGAGUGCCUGGAGGACCUCGCCUAUCCAGACAAAGUUCCAGAGGUAGCCGCCCUCCUCCUCCAGACGCAGAUAGUCUGACGGCGCCACACGCUGGCCACUCUGAUGGAACACACACACACACACACACACAGAGAGAGAGAGAGAGAGAGAGCCGAAUGAAUGGAUGCAGGAAGCAACAAGGAGCCGGAGCUGCGAAGCAUGUGGACCUACCUGGCCUUGAAGCGCGAUGAGCCUCUGCGCUUCAGCCGGGGACGCUUUGGCGGGCGACGAGAAUCGAAUACUCAGCUGAUAUACACAGCACACACAAAUGGCGUCCAUGGCAUGCACAGAAACAGCAGCACGUGUGUCUGUCUGUUGUGGUGCGGCGGUUCUCACCAUGAGGUCCUGGCCAUACAUGAGCGGCAUCGACGGCUGGGGGUGCACCGAGACCACCUUAGCCGAUGCAGCCGAGGACACGCCAUAGCUGGGGGCGCCCUUCCUAAUGACGGGGUAGGUGCUGAAGGAGAACUGCAGCGGGAAACACUGCCGCCCCGAGCCCGCCCUAAACUGGCCGGGGAAAUGGUCGUCAGCGAUGCGCGCCUGGUACUUGCCCCUGCAGACAGCAGAAAACGAAUCAGAAACGAUACGCGGGGAUAUGUAUGUGUGUGUGUGUGUGGUGGAUGUUACUUGGGCAGGUACAGAGCGACCCAUUGUCGUGCGUUGACCGGGCUUGAGGCGCCGUUGACGAAGUCGAUUUCGCUGAACAUGAUGGACUUGGCUUUGCGGGGGUCGGCGUCGCCGCCGAUGAUGUCCAUCUCCACGUGGGAGAGGAAGAAGUUGUACCCGAUAGACGCUAUCACCACCGAGUCCUGCCACCAUGCACACACCCAAACACAGGGGCUCGGUGCCCACAUGCCUGUGUCUGUCCGUGCUAAGUGUGCUGUGGUCACCUCUCCUAGGGUGAAGGGAAGAGUCUCCAGGAAGCCGCCCGCCUCCUGUGCCACGUUUCUCACGCCGCUGUCGUACCCAUUCUCCGCCCCGCGACCACUGAGGGCAGCCGCGGCCACUCGCUGCUGGUCGAACAGCGCGUGGAAGUCCUCCGAGCGGCCCAGACCGUUGUUGGAGCACGACAGCAUCUGAUGAAUUACAAAGACCGUCGGGAUGCGCCUGUGGGUGGUGUGGGGGUGUGGGUGUGUUUGGUGCUGACAUUGUCCAUGUCUGUUUUUGGGAAAGCGGCGAUGGCGAGAUCGAAGAUGGAACAUGACUUUUCCAUCGCUUCCCUGCACCCAUCCAUCCAUCCAUCCAUCCAUCCACACACACAUGUGCAUGCGCUUUCUCCCAACACCACACGCCAGACGCACCUGUGCUCAUGGUGGAAGAUGAGCCACACGGAUUUCUCCGACAGCGUGAAGAUGCGCUCCCACGCCCCGGGCACGUUCCAGUCGAAGUCGGGCUGGAUGGGCUUGUGGUCGGGACCCACCACAUGGAGAUUCAGCGAGUUGAGCUCAUCCGAAGUCCCAAUCGUCACGCCGAUCUUCAGAACCAAUGUGCGGCCUGCAUAUAGACACGACAGACGCCAUGGACGCACGGCGGAUGGAUGGAUGGAGGCGUCUUGGUCUUGGCUGACCUUUUGUGUCGAGGUAGAGUUUCUUCCUGCCGUCGUGCAUGUCGGUGAUGACCACCCUCGACCGGAUGAGCAGUCUGCCGUUGGAGUCCACCGGCCCGCCCAGCACCGCCGCGCCCCCAUCGCCCCCACUCAGGUCAAGCGGCAGCGGCAUCGCGCCAUAGGACACACACUCGCGGCUCGUUCCUAUCAACACAAUCGCGCACAUGUGGUUGUGUGGUGUUAGGAAGGUGUUAGGAAGGCACCUACCUGGUGAGUCUCUGCUGAGCGGUGUGAGCGAGAUGAGUGACGAGAAGGCCACGCAGAAGGGGAACUUGACGGGUGGCGGCUCCGGCUGUGAGAUCUGGACGUGGUAGGUGCCUGGGGGCACCUCGAUGCGGAGGGCGUUGAUCAUGGCCCGCUGCUCGCCCACCCAUAGCCCUUCUGGCACGUGCACACCUAUCCUGUGAAGCAAGGCAACACAACAACAGCACAGAGGUGCGCAGGGGAGUGUGUGCAUGUGGGUGUUGGGGCGAGGGGGAGGGGCAGGGGUGUCUGUGUGUCGUACCUGACGAAUUGGAGCAGGAAUGGGGAUCCCAGCUCGAUGUAGAGGAGGGAGGGGACCUUGGCCUGCACCGGCACCUCCAUCAGCUGACCCUGGCGAUAGACACGUCACACACACAGAAGAAAUGCACUUGUGUCUAUCGGCGCUGAAUGAUGUGCAGGUUGACCUUGUUCUGAGCAAAGUUAUGGUCGAGCCUGAUAUUGGUGUAGCCCUGAAGGAAUCGACACACGGCAUGAAAACACCCUUCUGUGCCCUCUUGUGCUGGCGCACCGUUGACCAUUCCGUCUGCUGCUGCCCUACAAGCGCGCCCGAGCCACUGCCCGGCACCGGCAGGGUGGGCACCGUCGCCGAGCACCCCUCCUUGCUCGCAGAAUGUGCGUCAGCCUCCAGCCGAUCCAACGCCGACAUGCCUGCAUAGAUAGGAUCACACACACACACACACAAGUGCGUGUGUGUACACAUACACACACACAAGUGCGUGUGUGUGGGGGACACACAAGUGCGUGUGUGUGUGGGGUGUGGUGAUUGCUCGGCGACUCACCUAGGGUGACGAGGAAGGCCUCUGUAGCCUGGACGUCUAUUCUGUAGUAGCCCGGCUGCAGCACCGCCACCAUGUGGCCUAGGCUGUCGGACUCGGCUAUCUGGCUGCCGCCGUCCAUCACACGGACGUGGAUGUGCGCAUUGGACAGAUCCGCCGGCUCGCACACAAACCUGUUGACCGCAGAGAGACAUGCACACACAUGGAUGUGAUGCUCAAAUGGCCUGCCUUUGUGUGUGCCUUGUUUCUGACCUGAUGAGCGUGGGUUUCUGUAUCUGCAGCUCAGUGGUCUUGACUUUGUCGAAGGUGAAGAUGUUGGUCGACAGCACCGGGGCGUCUGGCAACGACAGGUAGCCCACCAUGUUGAGCGACUGACACAUCCACCGUACAACACCACACACAGAACAACGCACUGACAGAGCUGUUCCAUCGCUCUCCUUUGUCGACUCACCGGUGGCAGUGGCUGGAUGGCCAGCAGGUCAGGCAGGUCAAGCAGCUCAGCCCGCAGCUGGUUGACCAGCAGCUCGUCUUGUUCACCAAUCUACACACACACACACACACAGAAGGGGAUGGAGCAUCACACACACGCGUCAAGGCACCCGACUCACUCACCUCAGCGUUGAUAGUUGCGUGUGCACAGAGGGUGGCCAUGGCCGAGAUGGCGUCCCUGUCCUCCGUCAUGCGCAGGACCAGCUCGUACUCGCCCCGGUCGACCUCCUCGUCCAUCAGCAGGAUGCGGCUCUCCAUCAGCUUGCCCACAGAACUGCAGACAGACACAACAACACACAACACAACACACAUGCGAAGGAAGAGUGUGUGGAAAUGUGAUGUGUGUGUUGGGUUUGUGGUGGGGCGCACCGUGGUUGGUUGGGCUUGGUUGAUGUGUACUGCGAUGGCUUGGGGACCAGCUCGAUGGCAAGAGGGAGCCAUGGCGGGUGCAGCUCUACCUCUACCUAUCAAAUACACAGACAGCCGGCCAGCCAAACACAUAUGAGUACAGGUGACCUCGUUGUGUCUCUAUGUGGUCUCUCUUUCUCGCUACCCUGACGGCCACGGGCUGGUCGGCGACAGUGAAUGGGAAGGACGUCUUCAUGUCGGGCGACAUCCAGAACUGAGUCGGCUUGGACACCUCCAGCUUGUGGCUCACCUUCCUGCACACAACACACGACAAACAAUGCGCUGUGUCCUUCUAUCCAUCCAUCCAUCCACGGUGUAUGUGUCGCUCUCAUCCUCACCUUGGCACCAGGUUGAGCAGCACCGAUCCCAGGUGGUCGGCGGCCGCCUGCUGCGCCCUCGUGGAGUCCAUCAAAGCGCUGAACGAACCAGCCGCCCACGGACACGCUGCACGAAUGCACACACAUGCGUCAGAUGAGUGUGAGCGUGUGUCUGUGUGUGUGUGUGUGUACCAGGUAUGAGGUCAAGCGGCUCAACCACCAUAUGCAGCUGCACCACCGGGCACACAGUGGAGAAGUCGGUCGCCUGGCUGAGCACCAUGUGCAGCUGGUACGAGCCGCCCUGGUCCAGCCUCGCAAACAAGCUGUUGGUGCUCUCCUGAACCACCUGACCGGGCUGCAGCAACUCCAUGCCCCCACCGCCCCCAUCAGCGGGCGACCUCACGCCGCUGGGGUUGGUGGCCAGGCGCAUUCUGACGGUUGAUUUGAGGCCGACGGUGGUGAUCUUGAUGAUGGACGGGGCGGCGAUGUCGAGAAGGGUCAGGUGGCGGCCGGAUGGGGGGACGAUGAACUGGCUGUCGAUGACCAGCUCCUCCCCUCUCCUAGUCGAUAUCAAAGCAGGCAGCUCAGACGUGCCUGCAUACACACACAGGGAGGGGAGAGAGAAAGGGGUGCACACCAAGACACCGAUUCAUGUGUGUCUGGGGUCUGUCUCACCAGCUCUGCACAGCCAGUCCUCGCCCCUCAGCUCCUCGCCAGUGCGCUCAAUCAGCCGCAUGUCCACCCAGAAAGUGGCACAGGUCACCAGGUUGUCGGCCCAUCUCGUCUCGCUCGCGUCGAGGAACUUGUUGCCCGACCCCCCUUUGCUGGGGUCCAGCUUGGGCCGCCCGACGUAGUAGAUGUCGACAGUGUAGCUGCCCGGCUCCAGCGGCCCCAGCAGCUCCGCAUAGCCGUUGGACGUCACCCUGGGCUCGCUCACGUGCAUGCCUUCACGAUUCAGCUGCAAGCAUGGAACAAGGAACACGACACAGAGAGAUGGGUGGUCUCUGUUGCCUGUCUGUCUGUUUGUCUGUGUGCGUGUGUCUGCGUGUGUGCGUGCCUGUAGCCUGAAGUCGCUGGUGAGGUAGUCGCUUUUGAUGCCCAUUUUCAGGUAGGUCGCCGGGUCGUGGGGCCCGAUGUUGAACGACUUGGACGCCAGGAUGUGGGGCUGGGCUGCAGGCAGACAGCCGUGACAUAAUUGCAGGAAAUGCGUGAGUGCACAUCAUGUUGGUUCUCUUUCCCACUUACUUACCUGUGGUUGACGGGAUGGGUUUCUCGAAUCGCUGCCAGUUCUCCCGUUUGCUGCGGAGCAUCUCGCCCAGGUAGACCUGACCACUGUCCACACACGAACCACUCUGACCACACACACACAGACGCAGGCACACAGCGAGAGGCGAGUCAUUCAUCUGCAGCCCCUCCCUCGUCUCCCCUCGCCCAUUCUCACCUGCUUGACCAAUUCCACAGGUUUCAGCGCCACUUGAACGAAGAAGCCGUCACACGGAUGCAGCCCGCCCAGCGGGUAGUCGGCGAAGAAUCCCAGCCCGUACUUGCCCGGCGGCAGUGGCGUGUGAAUGGUCUGGUCGUUGGUACCGCCCAGGGCGUGCAUGCGGACCGGCGGGGCGAUGACGCGCGGCGGGGCGUCGAGCGUCGUCAGGAUGAUCCGCAGGUCGACCGACGACUUGUGUGUCGUCACGCGGAAGAGACUCGGCUCCCUGCACUCGUUGAAUGGCACAUUCACACACAUCCGUGUGUGGCUGCGGAGGGGAGGGCAGGAGGGUACCUGACGUCAAGGGUGACGACGUGUUUCAUCUCCUCGAGCUCGUCGGGCGGGAAUCCAAACCAAUCGCGGAUGUGCAGAGCGCGGCCCUCGAUGGUACCCACCUGAAGAUUCAAACAUGCACACCUACUCACAAGGACUAUGCUUGUUGUGCGCCAUUCGCUCACUGACCUCCAGGUCAUCGGUGUUGUGCGAGUCCGACUGUACGAUCUUGGCCGGCAGCCGGGCGUUGGUGCACAUCCACGACUGCGGGCCGACCUCGAAGGGCGUCAGCUUCGACUCAUACUGAAUGAAUGUGCGACACACACACAACCGAGGAGCGUUUGUGGGCGUGUCUAUGGGCAGCGGCAGAUGUGUGAAUGGGUGUGUGUUUUGCCUGCCUUGAUGUCGACUUCGAGGUCGAAUUCCAUGCAGUGCGUCUUGCUGUCACUCAGGUACAUGGGCUCGCCCGCCAGCAGCCACAGCUGCACCACUCACAUACACACACACACACACACACAGGGUGCAUCGGUGCUCUCGGCGCGUGAGAUCGUGUGUGUGUGUUCUUUCUCUGCGCUGACCUUGUAUGUGAAUCCUGAAGGCAUGGCGUGGUCCAUCACCUGCCCGUUGUAUAUAGGCGUCGCCCCGAUGCACCUGCAUAGCACGGAUCCGUGUGCAUCGAUUGAUAACACAGUUGAGUUUCUCUCUCUCUCGCGCACCCCAUUUGGCAUGAGGGCUCGGUGGCAGUCUCGUCAGGUGUGGUGUUGAGGUCGAACAGCUCUAUGAGUAUCUGGAAGGGGCCGCUGAUGAACCUGAAGGUCGACCGGAGGAAGAACCGCACGAACCGGUGCAACCUGAUGACACAUACACGCAAACACACACACAAACAGAGAGAGAGAGGGACGUGGUCUUGUUGUGGUGUUGCAGCCGUGUGUCGGUAUACCUCGGGGGCACGUCGACGACGAGUGACCACACCUCCUGAUGAACACAAGUACAGACGUCCAUGUGUGGAGGCGUGUGUGUCACGGCGGCCUCCCAUUGAUCAUUUUGAAAGCUCACUCUCUUGAAAGGGUUCCACACUCGGUCAUGCGUGAAGACGUACACGUACGGCUUGGCUGCAUGAACCAUACAGAGACCAUAAAAGGGCAUGCACACGAGUGUGCGCGUGUCCCUGUGUGUGUUACAUGGCGGGUUGCUAUCGUGGAAGCCCUUGUCGUCGAGGGUGAUCUUCUCGCGCUUGACGGGCAGCCCUGAAGUGCCCGGACAAGAACUGGGGAUAUGGUAAGGCAUCCCUGACCACACACAGACAUGGAAAGAGAGUGACAUCCACCCAUCGACGAUUGAGAAUGCGGCUGCCGACUCACUCCAGAUAGCCACGACAGUUAUGUCGACGCGUACAGGGAAGCAGGAUGACUUCCGCCUGGCAGACACACGCGAAUGAAUGAAUGGAUGAAUGCAUGAGUCGGACUGCUUCGGGGUCGUUACCAUCUUGCAUCUGCCCCUGGCUCGUCCUGAGCAAGGUCCGCAGCUGACAGACAGACACAAGAAACAAGAACCGCCGACCGAUCGAUCACCCAUUCACCCUCCCCGCCUCCCUGUGUGCCUCCUUUCUUACUGAUUUUGAACACGAGGCGAUAGUCCUCCCCCUUGUUGUCAAUAUCCCCCGUCAGGUAGCACUUGGCGUUGUCCCCCCCUGCCCCCGGCAUCUGGGUGCCCCACAGGACCGGCUUGGCGUACUCGCCCGACACGUGGUUCUCGCUGCCCUUGUAGAGGUCCACCUUGACCUCGGCCAGUGAGUCGCGGUGCACCUCGACUGAUGCCGUGAUGAUGGAGCGCUUCUUGACCUUGAAUGCCAGGGUGUGCUCGUGGACGUCGUCGGGGAUGCCGAAUACGUCACCCAGGUAGACCUCGCCUGAAGAAAGAAAGAAACAGACGGACGGGCAGCAGAUGGAUGUAUGUGUGAUGGGAGCAUGCACUCAGUGCGUGCGUGCGAGAGUACCGUUGUAUUGGAGGUAUCCAAUUGAGUCGAAAGUAGAUGGGAUGGGGUGGUACUUGCACGACUUGGGGUUGUACUUCUCCGCUGCUUGAUUCAGCUCUGCAUCGCUCACAUCGCCAUGGCAAACCCCGAUGAACACUGCCGACAGCAGCAACAGCAGCAUCGCAGAGGCAACACCCAUGACGGAUCUCUCUGGUGCAUCCCGCCAUCUUCGUCGCUUCGCCCUUGGAGUGCUCGCCUCCAUCAAUUCCAUCACCAGCAGCGCCUGUAUGCACGUCAAUCAAGGAUGCUCUCUCGAUGUGCUUGUUCCAUAGCU